Molecule: messenger RNA, 1080 nt
Organism: Meloidogyne enterolobii
Lineage: Eukaryota; Metazoa; Nematoda; Chromadorea; Rhabditida; Meloidogynidae
Source: the annotation of a GenBank genome assembly
AUGGUUUGGGCAUUGGAAGAGCUUUUAAUUAUCGAAGACCAACAAGUCCUUAGCGGCCACAUAGCUUCUUUACUUGGAGAUUUUGAUUUGGCGGAUAAACUGUUUUGCGAUUCGAGUGAGCCUAAGCUUGCGUUGGAGGCAUAUUUUUGGGAUAUAAUGCGCCGUGAUAUUCAACAUUGGGAACGUGCUCUAGAGUUGGCUGCACAAAUCGCGCCGGAUGAGUUACCGUAUAUUGCUAAGGAGUAUGCCAUACAACUCGAAUUUAUGGGUCAACAUGAACAAUCUAUUCGUUACUAUGAACAAGCCAUAAUUCCAAUAAGAGAAGAGGAUUAUGAAAUUAACGAAGAAUUGGAUGAACACAGUUGGGUGUGUAAAUCUGGGCUGGCAAGAAUGGCUUUACACACUGGAGACCUUAAAAGGGGUGUUGAAAUUGCUCUACAAUUGCCUAGUAGAUUGGCUAAACGAGAUUGUGGGAUAGUGUUAGAAGAGCUUAGGCAAUAUGACGAGGCUGGGGCAGUUUAUGAAGCUGGUCAAUUCUACGAUAGAGCAGCUGCUGCCUAUCUAAAGGGCAGAAAUUUAUUAAAAGUCCACAAAUUAAUGGAACAAGUACGUUCUCCAAAAUUAUUGUGUCAAUAUGGAAAAAUGUUGGAAAAGGAAAAAAAUUUUGAAAGGGCUUAUAAGGCCGUUAGACUGGCAAGAGAAAGCAAAAGCAUUGAAGGCUCUAAAUUAGUGGCAAAUUAUUUCUCUGAUUUUGGGCAAUUCGACACUGCAAUUCAAUUUUUAAUUAUUUCUCUUUGUUAUCAGGAAGCUUUUGAUUUGGCAAAAAGUUCUGGAAAUAUUCAAAUAUAUUCUUCUGCAUUAGAAUCUUCUGUUGACUCUCAAGACCAAAACAAAAUUAAUUUAAAUAAUGACAAUUCCCAGCAACAAAAGGAGGCGGCUUUUACUCAAUUAGCCGAAUAUUUUAGAAAUGAGGGAAACGUUUUGGAGGCUGGGAAAUUUUCUGGAUUUUCUAAACAUUAUAGAACGGUAGACUUUAAAAUGAGUAUGUCUCGUUUGAGUAUGUCUCGUUUGGUCACAUAG